Molecule: messenger RNA, 1922 nt
Organism: Dendroctonus ponderosae (mountain pine beetle)
Lineage: Eukaryota; Metazoa; Arthropoda; Insecta; Coleoptera; Curculionidae
Product: titin-like
Exons: 1
Coding region: 1-1863 (620 amino acids)
Source: RefSeq, a predicted model, not a curated record
AUGCCGAUCAAUGUAAAAAUUUCCCUGUGCAAAAUCACUCGCGCCAGUAAGCUCUUUCAGCGAAACUAUUACCUUCCUCUAUUGAAGCCGUUGUCGCCUAAAGAUGCUUUACGAAGAAAAAUUAUUACCGGCGAAAACGUUUUGGGAAGUAGAAUCGAACAUUACAUUCCGGUGCUGAAGCCCCAUGAUGAGAAAUUGGCUGAGAAGAAAAAGCGGGGCAAAGGCGUACCAGUUAUUAAAAAGAAAAUCAAACGAAAUGAAAACUACCGUUAUGUGGAACCCUUCUUGGACGAGAACAUGGAUGGACAUCCGGCGCUUCAAAACAUUCUUGCCCGGAAACCUAAAGGUCGUGGACAGCAUUAUGUGUAUGAAAUUAUCGAUAAGGGAUGCAUACUCGUUAUCAACUAUCAAAUGGAAAAAGCCAUCAAAGACAAAGACAUAAUUGAUAUAACAAUAGCACAGCGCAGUGAGAAAAUUGUCGUCAAGUUAGCCAACGGCCUCAAAGUUACUGUUCCUAUUGCUCCACUUAACGACCAUGUAACACUCUACCGUGGCUCCGGCUGGACGAAGGAAGUAACUGAGAAAGAGCAUCAUCAUGGAAAAGAAACAUUUUCUAUAGCCAAAUUGUUUGAAGCUAAAGAAUCAGGUGUUGAAGAAUGGGAACUAGAAAUGAUGCGUUUGGCAAACAAACGCAAGAAGAAAGUCAAGGGUGAAGACAAUCUAGACUGGAAAGCUAUGAUGAAUGGAUGUUUAGAAAAUAUGGACUGGGACAAAUUCGAAGAAGACACUAAACAAAUUGUGGAAGAACAAGAGGAAACUGUCGAAGAAGAAGAUAUUCCAAUGGAGGUCGAUGACAUGGAGAAAACUAAACAUGUAAACGAAAAAUUGAAAGCAGGAGGACAAGAAGUAUUGGAGCAAUUACCUACUAUGCUGGAAGUACCUAAGGUUAUUAAAAAUUUAGAAUCUGGGGAAAUGGAUGAAAUGCUGAAUGUGUCUGGGGCCAGAGUCCAAAUACCCGAGGGACGAUCUUGUUUUGUUCCUGGACAGCUCGUGAAAACUGACGAAGAAGAAAUAUUUGUUCCCGGACAAACAGUGGAAGACGAAGAUGGCAAUUCCGAAUAUACUCCAGGUAUAACGGUGCUUAUGGACGGCGAGCCAACCCUUAUUCCUGGCCUUGUUAUGGGAGAAGAGGAAAGUCAGCCCAUGUUUUUGCCAGGGGAGUCCACAAUUACAGGUGAAGGUCAGCUAAAGUUCGAGGCCACUGAGGAGGACCUCCCACCAGCUAGACGUCGUAGAGAGUUAACACCCAGUCCCCCUCCAGCUCCGAAACCAAAGCCGCGCGUUAUUAGGGAUGAAGAUAUUGUCAUAAAGCGUCGUACAUUCGAAGAACCAGAACCAGUUAAAGAACGAGUGAAGAAACGUCCUCAAUUUGAAAUGAAGCCCAAAGAACCAUCUCCACCUAGGGACGCAUUCAGGCCUCAAAGGCAACCUGUUGAUGAUCCAUUAAUAUAUCUGGAAGAGCAACGGAGACUGAGAGAAGAAGAAGAAAAGAAGCGAAUGAAAGAACGAAUGGAAGAAAAAAUACUGAAAGAGGAGUCAAAAGUAAUGAAACUUCGCAUGGACAUUCGAAAGAAAUGCAAAGAUUUUAAGAUAGAAAAGCCUCCUAAAUACGAACCCGUUCAACCAGUUAAGAAAAGUGCCAAACUAGAAGAAUUGGAACUUAGCAUUAAGAAGGGAACAUUCUUUGAUGAUGACAAGACCAAAGAGAUUUUAGAGAAAGCCAAAAGCCAAACUAGAAUGUUGAAGUACCAGAAGGUUUUAAAUUCAUAUGCCAGCGAGUUUCAGUUUGGCAGAAGGCAUUAAACCAAUAUUUUUGUUCUUGUUCCGUAUGCUAGGAAUAUCGUUCUUUAUGUUGCAUUCUU